AUGGAUUCAGAUUCGCUGGGCAGUGAAGCUGUGCCAGACGAGAAGACAGCGAUUCCAAAAAUCGAGCCCUGUGCUGCGGGUGGCCCUGCACCUUUGCAGCAAGAGCCCAUCGACCAAGAAGGCCUGGAGGAUGAUGAAAUUCAGACACGAAUUGAUCUCCUCAAGGACUUGCUAGUGCGCCUUAAGGUCACCAGGCCGGAGGUGGUAAGAGUGACCCAGGCACGACAUGCACUUUGGCGCUUUGGACGUGCUUUGCGUGAAGGGCACAAUGGACCCGACCGUUACCAUCAAGGUGAAGUGAGGCGACAGAUUGCCCAGUUCUGGUCACACUCCUGGCGUGGCAAUAAUACUGUGUCCAAGAUUCUGCUGCUUCUUGUGGUGUACAACGGCUUGCCAGCCGUUCUGGUUGGCUCGGCGGCUUUUGUGUCCGUGCGGAUGUGCCUGCAGCCGGAGUUUGAGCUGCGGCCUAUUGUGCCCAACUCUGCAGCUUGGAGUAUGCUGGCGGGCGUUGUUCUCUCAAGCCUCACGUUGCUGACAUGGCCAUCUCGCAGACGAGUUUUUCUGGAUAGAAUCUGCAUCCACCAGAAAGACGAGAGGCUGAAGGCCGAAGGCAUGCUCAACUUAGCAGCACUGUUGAAGUAUUCGCAGAGCAUGCUGGUGUGUUGGGAUCCAAGCUAUAUGCAGCGCAUGUGGUGUACGGUAGAGUUAGCCGCGUACCUGAAAUGUCAUCCAGAGGGUCCACUGAUCAUAAGGCCUAUCGGCUGGGGACCAUGCACCAUUGCUGGGUUCCUGACUGUGGCCAUAAUGCUGGCGGUAGCAGUCAUUCUGCUCGAGCACUUUGAGUCUGAAGCCGUAGAGGAGGUGGUUGCAUUUGUCUUCGCUGCCUCUGUGAUGGUUUUCAUGUAUUUCACGACUGCUGUGGCUCGAGCCCACUUUCGGGCUGCAAGUACUGUUCAGGAUCAGCUGCGGACUUUCUCGUUCCACAAUGACACACGCUGCUACUGUUGCAGCGUGAACCACGUGAACCCCAAAACGGGACAGAGGAUGUUUUGCGACCGCCAGGCUAUUAGUGGAUGCCUAGAACACUGGUUUGGCUCCGACACGGCUUUUGAUGCUGUUGUCCAGCAAGACGUUUCUGCAGCGUUCCAGCGCGGUGUGAUGAGCUGUUUGCUGCCAUAUGCUUGGCUCACAGGAGCUACGAUUCCGAUUGCGUGGUUAGGCGUUGAUCGUGGACUUCGGAAUCUGUGGUACAACCGCGACUCAUGGCUGGCUUUCUCUAACUUUACCUACUUAUUGAGCAUGUGGCUGGGAACCAUCCCUGUGCUCGUCGCGCUAUGGCUGCGGAUCCCGCGUCGUUUUCAGCAGCGCCGAUCUACAAGAUGCCGGGAGGUGAUGCUAAACAUGGCCUGCUCUGUCUUAAUCGGCAUCAUGUUUUUGGUCGUCUAUUUGACUCAUUUGGCCAUUGUGGUGUCUAUACCAACCUAUGGGAUCGUCACAUGCUCAACCAUUUCCCUACUUGCCGCAGCCAUUUGCUUGGGCGAGUGGGGAAGAUUCUUUCGUCGCAAAUCUCCUGCUUAG
Molecule: messenger RNA, 1578 nt
Organism: Symbiodinium necroappetens
Lineage: Eukaryota; Dinophyceae; Suessiales; Symbiodiniaceae
Source: the annotation of a GenBank genome assembly